Messenger RNA from Exaiptasia diaphana, 2358 nucleotides. RefSeq lists its product as uncharacterized. NCBI's taxonomy places the organism in Eukaryota, Metazoa, Cnidaria, Anthozoa, Actiniaria, Aiptasiidae. The record is from RefSeq and is a predicted model, not a curated record.
GCUUCCAUCAACAUGAAUUUUGCUCUCUUCAUUUUCGCCGCUUGUUCCAUCUGUUCUUGUCUCUACUUUAAUCAAGUGGCAGGAGUGACUAACAUAGUCCCACCAUUUCCUUCUAAUCCAAUUUUGAUUGAGGGUGAAUCAGCAGAAGUUACUUGUGUUGCAUAUAACAGUGACRAUGUUACCAAACCAGCAAACAUAACCUUCCUCAAGAAGUUUAAUAUAUAUGGCGACACAAUACCCAUUUCAGACGAAGGACAACAUGGAAGCUAUAAUCUUAAAAGACAAACAGAACUAAAUGGUUUGAGACUUCUUACAACAAUGGUCAUAAACAAAAUGAAUGCACGUUUGGCUGGUGGCUACAUCUGCCGAUCAYGGCGCCCCCAUGAUAACAGUGGCCGGGCAGUAAGGCCAGCAAGUCAUGACUUUCAAGUUUUAUAUGUUGCACAUAAAGACUUACCAAAGGCAGCCAUACAUGGUGGUGGAACUAUCAAUUAUGGCGAUUCAGCCAAACUCACAUGUGAUGUCACAGACGGUAGUUGGAUGAACGCUCCGUUAUCGGGACUAGCAUGGAUGAAAGAUAACGUGAUAAUAAGAAAUGGAACCUCGGCAACUGUUCUAGAACCUUUAAUCAUCAAGGACGCGUCUACUCAAGACGGCGGUGAAUAUAAAUGCGUUGGAGUUGCAAAACUCAAACGUUCUGAACCAAGAUCGCUCUUGUUGAACAAGACAACAGUUUACGUUCGACUUAAGGUAGACAAUGGCACAACAGAAGUGAAGGGAGGUGAGGGUAGUAGCAUUACGAUGGACUGCCCUGCUUAUGGCUACCCUCUGAAUGUGACAUGGUGGAAAAUGAAUCGAGAAGGUCAACAACAACGACUUGUCAACAACGAGCGACAUAUGAUGUCAAGACCCUGCCCUACAUGCCGAUACAGAUUGACAAUCAARCACCUACAGSCUCCUGAYGUUGGUCAAUAUAUUUGUAAAGCAAAACUAAACAUGCAGUCAGGAAUGCAUUACUUCAGACUAUUCCUCGGGUGUGACUUACUAUGCCCAGUCCUUCUUGGUGCUUCUUACAGGCCUGGUCACCUGGAAGCUGCUGUAAAAAGACAUCUUCCUUUAAUGUUAACUAGACGCAUAGCUUGCUUGAUAAAAAUCUACUAGUGAAUCCGCCAAAAUAUCAGUUAAACUUGUCAUUUCUUUGGUAAGUUUGCUGGUAAUUUAUAUAAAAAUUCAAGUGGCACAAGGCUGCGUUUUAAAAACGAUUUGCAACAAUUUAGAAAAUGUACUGAAUACUACGGRAUACUGCGACUGACGGAUUUGAAGAUAAACGACCCUUAGCUUCCUACUUUUUGGGGUAUGCUGCUGUGCUCUUACGAGUAAAUUAUACUAGUAUAUAAUUCUCAUGAACAAAACGAAAUCUUACAUUAGCAAAAUACUAGAUGUCAAAUUUUCGUAUGUGAGAGGUUCUUGGAUGAAAGUGGGCCUUUAACAGGCAUUGUAAAGGAGAGGACCCUUGGUCUAAAUAUUUCAUGCAAUACGUUGAGACCCUCCUUGAACAACUUCCAAGAGACUGGAUAGUCAUAACAAGAAACUAAAACACAAAAUAUCUGCUCUAUGUUUAAUGAACUUUUAACUAUCGCAUUUCUCUCCUGGAAAUAUAUAUUUCUGUUACAACCUAACGGAAUAUUACUCCCACUUAAAGGUAUAAUUACACUGUCUUACAACGUCGUUGCGAUACAAGUUGCGCWGGAAAUUAUAGCGUUAUACCGUUACACUGUGAAAUUUUUUGCAAUAUUUUUGGCCGAGGUAAUCUGGGGAAUCUGACGUACGACUUCCAUAUAUGAAUGUCCAUAUACAUGGCACCGAUGUACUAGGAUGUUCAUUAUUAAUUAGAUAUUCUAUAUAUCUUAUGCACCUACAGGUUAUUCAUGAAUACCGUUGCAAAAAUAUCACAAAAAUUCAGGUUAAAUYAAAGGAAUUGAACUCGUGGCUCAAUGGUUACUCUUAGGGGGAAAUAUGGGAUCAGGCAAUGCAUGUGUAUAGCGCUGGGUACAAUCUUUAUUCUCGUCCUUAAAAAAAAUAUUUUUCAUGUAAUUUUAAGCCUUAAUUYAAUUUCUUUUUUCAUACAAUACCGACAUGAGAACCUUCUAUGUUUUCAUCGUGCACAUGCUCAACCAUAUGUGGAGGUCGUACGACUUUCUCGUAAGCUGAUAGCAAGAAGAUGGCGGACAUUCGAAACGAGAACUACGCAUGCUCAAUCAACGUACGUGACUCAAAAUGUGAGAGAAACGUUACUGUAGAAGUGAUCAAUGCCGUUGCAAGUAGCCCUGAGUUUUGCUUCGUGCAAACACGCAACAA